UCGCGUACUCGUGCUGCCCAUAAUAAGCGAACGACAAACGGAGUGACAAUGCCGAGUACACUGCUUUUUGCGAACAGCAAUGAAGGCCGCGUCUACGCACUCUCCACAUCCGGCUCGGCCUGGCGCGAGUUCCUGUACCUUGGGCUGGAGUUUAAGAAAAUCUCCGUCGUGCCCCACUUCAUGUGGGCCAUCGGGGGCGACCGGCAGGUGUACGUACACGUGCACGGGUUGGAUGUACCGAUUCGUCUGAAGGAGGAAGCGUACGAGAAUGAGCGCUGGCUACCGAUCGAAGGCUUCUCCAACCGAUUGUUGCCGACCGAUCGGUUCCACUUUUCCAACGCCGACGGAACGGUCGAUCGAAACAUUGACAAAAUCCGGCUGCCCUCGAUGGCGUGGCAAUGGGAGGGCGAAUGGCAGCUCGACCUGUCGCUCGACGGGCAACCGCUGGAUCACGACGGGUGGACGUACGCCGUCGACUUCCCGGCCACGUAUCACCCGCAGAAGAACUGGAAGUCGUGCGUCCGUCGUCGCAAAUGGGUCCGCUUUCGACGCUACUGUGCCCUCAACUCGUGGUGUGCCGUCGCGCCGCUGCAUAAGGAUCCAACGCAGGAACCGUUUAUCGACGUGUCCAUCGGUGGAGCGAACGUGCCCGGUGCCUCCCCGGGGCUGCUGCUCGUUUGGGCCGUAACGGCGCACGGGCGCGUUAUGUUUCGUUCCGGGGUAAGCACUACCGCACCGGAGGGUCUCCGUUGGACCGCCGUCACGACGCCCUCCGGGUGCGAGGUGUCACAAAUUUCCGUCGGUGCAACGGGGCUCGUUUGGGCCGUGCUGUACAACGGUCGGGCGAUCGUGCGGGCCGGUGUAACGCGCGAUGCGCUCACCGGGAACACCUGGUUGGAGGUGAAACCACCGGGAACGAAUCUGAAAAUCUCCCAAGUGUCCGUCGGCACCAACUCGGUGUGGUGCGUCACGAACGACAAUCACGUCUGGUACCGGCGCGGUGUCCACGGCGAGGCGUCGGGUGUCAGCGAAGACGCCGCCAUCGGCACGGGUUGGGUCGAGAUGGUGGGCAAUAUUUCGCACAUUUCCGUCGCUGCCAACGACCAAGUGUUUGCCGUGGGAUCGGAAGAUCGGGCCCUAUACUUCCGCUCCGGUGUGUCGGCAUCGGAUUUGACCGGGAAAAAGUGGCGCCUCAUCCAGCUCCCGAUGCAGCUGAGCCGAACGUCGAGUAACUUCUCUUUCUCCAGUCGCCAAAGUGGCAACAGCUCGCCGACCACCACGAAGCACCGCAGUUUGAACAGUCUCUACAAGGAACGGUUGCAGCAGGAGACGGGUAACGGCAGUGGAGGAGGAGGCGCAGGUGGAACUGGCACUACCGGUGGCAUCGAGGAAACGUCCCGCUCGGCCCCGACGGCGAACGUUAAGAACCGACCCGAACUAUGGCACAAACCGGAGCUCUCCCCCGACGCAAUAGUGACCCAUCUGGAAGGUGCCAAGCAUCACGUGGGAAGCCUGGUCGAGAGCAAGCUGGCACAGAAGCCGGUCUCGCUGGAAAGUGUGGCCGGUACAAGCGUGCCAGUGAGCAACGAGGUGUACGAAAUCUCCGGCAAGCAGUUGAAGAACUCGCGCGCCUGGAGUCCGGUACGGUCAGUCGGAUCGGUUGUCGGCACCGAAGCGCACCCGGAAACGGACUCGUGUGUGUUCGAGGGCGAAACGUCGCGUGAUUCGGGCGUCUUUGGCGAGUGCGAAGACCAUGGAGGCUCGCAGAACUGGACCGAUUGCGAGGUCCUUUGGGUGGGCUGUUCCGCCGGCGCCGUCACCGUCGAUCCGGCCAUGCUUCCGAACUGGUUCCACGAUAGCUUCUCGCAGAACGCCUCCGAGGAGCUGAGCCAAUCCUGGCGCCUCCGUUUGCUGGACGAUCUCAAGAAGCGGCUGCCGGCCAAAGAGAUGGAAAGCGGUGCGUACGCACACUAUGAGAAGGCAAUCGAAAUGAGCUCGUGGGUGAAAUCGGGCGAGGCACGGUGCGCCAAAUCGGGCCAUCCGUUCGAGGAUUGUCUGAUCGAGCUGGAAUGGGUGAACAACCAGGGCACGGGACCCGACUCCGGUACGCUUACCGUCCUGAACUCGGACGGUAUCACCACGAAGAUGCAAUUCUCGCUGUCGGAAAUCACCUGUAUCAUGUGCUGCAGUGAACCGGGUUCGCCUCGGGUUGCCAUCCAUGCCCCUCGGCUGCCGCCCGGGUCUUCCCCACUGAAGCUACAGUUCAGCGGUGACACCGAUCUGGAGGAUUGGAUCUCGCAUCUCACCUCGGUUUGCUGUCAGAUCAACGAGGUGCAGGGACGUCCUUCGGGGCGCUCGGUUUGGAUCACCUCCGGCUUGGGCGACGUGUUCGUGUUCGAUCCGAUUAAUCUCGAGGCGCAGCAGUGGAAUGAAGAUGCAAAGAGUUAUCGACUGCAGCUCGACAUGAAGGCAGCCGAAACGCCAUACUUAACAUCGCUUCACAAUGGCAUGAUCAUCGGUUCGCGGUUGGAAAUUACCGGCUUCAUCUACGACGACGCCGAUCAGGUACGGUUCGAUCUGCAAGCGCACCCGACCGUGCGCAUGCGGCACAAGAUGGAAACCCAACGCAACAUCCCAUUGCACAUUAAUCCACGCUUCAACGAAAAGCUCACCGUCUUCAACUCGAUGUCCGCGUCCGCCUGGAGCGAGGACGAAAUUCGCGACAAGCUGGUAUCGUUUGCACCCGGGGCCGAGUUUAAGCUGGAAAUCUACAGCGAUACCGAUGGGUUCCGGGUGCAAGUGAAUGGCACGGAGCACCCAAAGUUCCACUACCGCAGCGGACUCGCGCCGGACACGGUGUGCAGUUUGUACAGCAGUGGGCGCGUGAAGAUCCUGCACAUCGUGUACGACAGCCCGAAGAUUGUCAUCCCAUUGCGCGAUGUCUACUGGCGCCAGAUCGGGGGCCACAUGAAGCGAGUCGUAGCCAGCCGGGCCACGGGCGUGGUCUGGGGUCUGGGGUACGAUAAUACGGUGUGGGUGUAUACGGGUGGCUGGGGUGGUGCCUUCCUGAAGGGCUUGGAGACGAGCAAUCAGGGCAUCAACGUGAUGACCGACACGCAGAACUAUUACAUCUACGAAAACCAGCGAUGGAACCCGUUGUCUGGGUUUUCCUCGACCGGGCUGCCCACCGAUCGGCACAUGUGGAGCGACGUGACGGGCAAGCACAAGCGCAGCAAGGAGCACGCCAAGCUGCUGUCGAUGCACUGGCAGUGGAUCAGCGACUGGCUGGUGGACUUUCAUAACCCGGGCGGCGUCGAUCGGGACGGGUGGCAGUACGCGGUCGAUUUUCCCGCCUCGUACCACGCGAAGAAACAGUUUACCGAUUACGUACGGCGACGACGCUGGUACCGCAAGUGCCGGCUGACGACUAGCGGACCGUGGCAGGAAGUGGGCAAUACGAAGAUUGUGGACGUAUCGCUGCAACCGGACAGCGACGAACGGGACUGCACGAUCACGGUGUGGGCGAUUGCGGCGAACGGGGACGUCCUGUACCGUCGAGGCGUGUACCAAUCUCAACCAGCAGGCACCGGUUGGGAACACGUUCCCUGUGAUCAACCACUGACGAGUAUUAGUAUAUACGAGAACAAGGUUUGGGCCGUCGGUAAGAAUGGGUCCGCAUUCCUGCGGUGUGGCAUAUCGCUCGAAAACCCACUCGGCAGCAAAUGGCAACUGAUAGAACCCCCCGGUGGGGUCAGCUUUAAGCAGAUCUCGGUGGGCAGGUGUGGCAUUUGGGCACUUGACACGGCCGGGCGCCUGUCGGUGCGCAAGGAAAUCAACGGUACGUUCCCCGAGGGCAGCCACUGGCAGCUGCUGCAGAACAUACUGAACGAUCCACCGCACUACGAGGGGAAUAGUGGAUUCAAAAAUGUUUCCGUCGGGGAGCACGUGUUUGCCGUGUCGCAGUCGGGCUAUGUUUGCAAGCGUAGCGGAAUAACGCCACUCAAUCCGGCCGGCACUGGAUGGAUUCUUGGAAUUCAGGCCAACUGGAACUUUGUAAAUGUGACCGGAUUUUACGAUUAAACGAACGUAUGCUUCUUCGCCGUGCUUAAAGUGAAUCUAGGCUUAAAAAGCAGCCUAAAAGACGCUAUUGCUAGCUUAAUGAAAAUCUUAAUGUAAAUGGUAUUACUCUUAUAUUAACCCUGUUUCAAACCUACUUACACUAAUAUAUAAAUAAAAAUGCU
This is a messenger RNA of Anopheles coustani, 4241 nucleotides long. RefSeq names its product tectonin beta-propeller repeat-containing protein (gene Pex23). Gene Ontology annotation, cellular component: membrane. The transcript is spliced from 4 exons. Lineage: Eukaryota; Metazoa; Arthropoda; Insecta; Diptera; Culicidae. The record is from RefSeq and is a predicted model, not a curated record. Gene Ontology annotation, molecular function: nucleotide binding; carbohydrate binding; nucleic acid binding. The coding region runs from base 49 to 4080 and encodes 1343 amino acids.